Messenger RNA from Didymodactylos carnosus, 1169 nucleotides. Lineage: Eukaryota; Metazoa; Rotifera; Eurotatoria; Philodinida; Philodinidae. The record is from the annotation of a GenBank genome assembly.
UUCAUCACUAUCUUGAUGGACGAGAUUUCAUCAUUGAAACUGAUCAUUGUCCAUUAUGUGAUUUUCACAGAAAGAAAUCGGCAAAUGGCCGAAUAGACCGAUGGUCAAUCAAAUUAUCUGAGUUCAACAUUAUUGCCAUCAAACAUAAACGAGGUAAAUGUAAUUGCGAUGCAGAUUUACUGUCGAGAUAUCCCAUUGACACAAACAAUGUUGAUACUCAGACUACAACAAGAACAUGUCUUGAGCAAAAUGUUCAAUUUGGUGGCUGUUGUGGUGCAAUUACACGAUCAAUGAAACAAUUAGUCGAUAAUAAACUAUUAACAACACCAGCAGCUGUGACACGCACCCGUAAUGAAUUACCACAGGCAUCAUCAGCUACAAACGACCAGGGUAAUUUGCCACCCAUUGCACAAAUAUUCCCCUUUGAACAACACAAAAUUAAAGCGGGCCAACAACACGACGCAUACAUUCAACAAAAGAUCCACAAAGUUAGUCUGGAACCCAACAGCGAUUCAUUACUUAAAGACGGUGUUUUAUACAAAUGUCUUACAAGAAAUGGUCAAGACAUUCAAGUGCCAUAUGUACCAGCAGCGAUGGUACACCAAUUAUUGUACCAUGCGCACGAUCACCCCACAGCAGGUCAUUUUGGUCGAGACAAAACAUGGAACAAUUUGAAAAAUAUAUGGUACUGGCCGAAAAUGUACAACAGCAUUCAAAAUUACAUCAAAUCGUGUGACCAAUGUGCAAGAUUUAACAUUAGACGAUCGAAACAACCUGGUCACUUACAACCUAUUAAAGCUCCUGAAGGUGUAAUGGAGAUGAUUGGCCUUGACUUCUGUGGUCCAACUCAAAUGACAGAAAACGGCAAUCGAUACAUUAUUGUGGCCACGGAUUACCUGUCCAAAUACGUCAUUGCCAAAGCAACACCUGACUGCAUAGCAAAGACAGCCGCGCAAUUCCUGGUACAUGAUGUUUCAUACAAGUUCGGCAUCCCUAAUCAAAUUUUGACCGAUAAUGGUUCACAUUUCGUGGCAGAAAUAUUUCAACAUGUGGCGAAAUUAAUGGGAUGUAACCGAAUCCUGGCAACUCCGUACCAUCCACAAACAAAUGGGCAAGUGGAAAGGUUUAACAAUGAAGCCAAAAUUGUCCAUAUUACAAGAACAACAUGA